CGACGCCCCCCUUCCAUCCCUCCCACCCACUCACGAACCACGUCACGAACCAGAAUGGCCAAGAAGAAGAGCGGCGUCAGCGCGAACGGGAGCGCGCCCGGGGCAAGCCGUCGCAGCGGCUGGACGUCGUGCUGGACCAAGUGGGUGACGCGCCUCUUCAUGCUCUCGGUGGUAUAUGUCAUUGCGAAGGCGAUUGACCCUCUACGGACGCGUUUCUACCGCUUCGACCCGGAGAUGCUGCACGCCGUCGCGCGGUCCGCCGUCGCGAGUUCGCCAGACGACAUGGACGCCAUGGUGUCGCACAUCCUCGCGAACCUCACCGCGGAGUACCCGCAGGCCGCGUCGGGGUGGGCGACGCCGUGGACCGCGACGGGGCCCGUAGCGCUGAACACGAACAAGCGCGAGUGGCUCUUCAACAACGCGGGCGGCGCAAUGGGCGCGAUGUACAUCAUCCACGCGUCCAUCACCGAGUACCUGAUCAUCUUCGGGACGCCGCUGGGCACGGAGGGGCACACGGGCCUGCACACCGCGGACGACUACUUCCACAUCCUGCAGGGCGAGCAGUGGGUGUUCGCGCCGGGCGCGUUCGAGCGCGAGGUGUACCGCCCCGGGGACAUGAACUUCCUGCCGCGGUUCACGGCGAAGCAGUACAAGAUGCACGAGGGGUGCUUCGCGCUCGAGUACGCGCGCGGGUGGAUCCCGCUGAUGAUGCCGUUUGGGCUCGCGGACCUGGUCAGUAGCACGCUCGACGUGCCGACGCUGUGGGACACGGUGCGCAUCACGGGCCGGGAGAUGCUGCGGAAUGUGGUGAUGGGUAAGAUCUAGAUUGACGGGGUAUUUUUGGGGUUACGUCGAAGGUCGUCGUCAUGCUUCAUUUGCUUAAUUAGCGUAGAUUUGAGCAACUGUAAUGCAUCUCCCGCUGGGAUGGAUCAUCCGCUGUUGUCUGAAG
Molecule: messenger RNA, 949 nt
Organism: Coniophora puteana RWD-64-598 SS2
Lineage: Eukaryota; Fungi; Basidiomycota; Agaricomycetes; Boletales; Coniophoraceae
Product: C-8 sterol isomerase
Exons: 2
Coding region: 55-825 (256 amino acids)
Cellular component (GO): endoplasmic reticulum
Source: RefSeq, a predicted model, not a curated record